UUUCUCAUUCUUUUUCUUUUUUUUUUCUCUUCUUUUUUGAAAACUAGGCUUUUGUGGUCUCAUUCUAUCAUCCAUCUAUUAUAUGCGUCUUAUACCAAGAGAAAUCGAUAAACUCUUACUACAUCAAGUGGGAGAACUUGCACAAAAACGUUUGGCGCGGGGUGUUAAAUUGAAUCAUACAGAAGCAACUGCAUUGAUUGCAUCACAACUUCUCGAAUUGAUGCGUGAUGGAAUAUAUUCUGUAGCUCAACUGAUGGAUAUGGGAAAACAAAUGUUAGGUAGACGCCAUGUACAAGCAGAUGCACAGGAUACAGUAAAUGAAGUGCAGGUAGAAGGAACUUUUCCGGAUGGAACUUAUUUGGUCACAGUGCAUGAUCCUAUUUGUACUGAUAAUGGCAAUUUGGAACUGGCGCUUUAUGGAAGUUUCUUACCUAUCCCUUUAUCAGACAAGUUUCCUCUUUCUUCUGAUGAUCAAGUGAUGAAAGAUGAUGGCACUCCUACUCCUUCAACACAUGUCAAAAGAUAUCCUCCUGGUAUGAUUCUUCCUUUGGGUCAUCAAACAAAUUAUCAAGAUUCUAUGAUUGAACUUUGUCCAAAUAGAAGACGAUUAUCAUUGACGGUGACAAAUCAUGGUGAUCGUCCUAUUCAGGUCGGAUCACAUUUUCAUUUUAUUGAGGCCAAUGGGGCUUUGUUUUUCAAUCGUGCAUUAGCUUAUGGUAUGCGAUUAGAUAUUCCAGCAGGAUCGGCGGUUCGUUUCGAACCAGGAGAUUUCAAAACAGUGACACUUGUGGAAAUCGGGGGCAACAAGGUGAUCAGUGGCGGCAACGGAUUAGCAACAGGACCUAUUGAUUUUGCACGUUUACCGAUGAUUAUAGACCAACUGACCAGUCGCGGCUUUUUACAUGACAACAACACACCUCUUUUACCACAUGCACCUGUUCGUACCAUUGAUCGAGAAUCGUAUAUUGAUCAUUUUGGACCGACCACGGGAGAUCUUGUUCGUCUUGGCAACACUGAUUUAUGGGCACGCGUGGAAAAGGAUUAUACUCACUAUGGGGAUGAAUGUAAAUUUGGAGGAGGCAAGGUAUUGCGUGAAGGCAUGGGACAAGCAACCAACGUACCAGAAGCUUUGGAUUUGGUCAUCACGAACGCAUUGAUCAUCGAUUACAGCGGCAUCUACAAGGCAGAUAUCGGUAUCAAGAAAGGUAUCAUUGUGGGGAUUGGCAAAGCAGGCAAUCCAGAUGUCAUGGAUGGUGUGACGCCAGGGAUGACGGUAGGUGCAGCUACGGAGGCUUUGGCAGGGGAAGGCAAGAUCUUUACAGCAGGUGCUAUCGAUGCGCAUGUGCAUUUCAUUUGUCCUCAAAUUUGUUACGAAGCAUUGGCAAGCGGUAUCACUACUUUGAUUGGUGGAGGCACUGGGCCCAACACUGGCACAAAUGCUACCACAUGUACGCCUGGAGCUUUUCAUGUUGAAACCAUGCUCAAAGCAACCGAUGAUAUUCCCAUGAAUUUUGGUUUUACUGGUAAAGGCAACUGUUCUAGCAAGCAAGAAAUCGUGGAUCAUGUCAAGGCUGGCUGUGUAGGAAUGAAGUUACAUGAAGAUUGGGGAACGACACCAAAAUCGAUUGAUACUUGUUUAGAUGUAUGUGACGAUUUGGAUGUGCAAUGUACCAUUCAUACUGAUACAUUGAAUGAAGCUGGUUUUGUGGAAUCUACCAUCAAUGCUUUCAAGGGAAGAACCAUCCAUACUUAUCAUAGUGAAGGAGCUGGUGGUGGACAUGCACCUGAUAUUAUUCAAGUUUGUAGUGAACCAAAUGUAUUACCAUCAUCAACCAAUCCUACUCGACCCUUUACAGCCAACACUUUGGAUGAACAUGUGGAUAUGCUUAUGGUAUGUCAUCAUCUUUCAAAACAGAUUCCUGAAGAUGUGUCGUUUGCUGAAAGUCGAAUCCGUGCAGAAACCAUAGCAGCAGAAGAUGUUUUACAUGAUAUGGGUGCCAUCAGUAUUAUUAGUUCAGAUUCUCAAGCCAUGGGUAGAAUUGGGGAAGUCAUCUUACGAACUUGGAAAACAGCAUCGAAAAUGAAGAAUCAACGUGGUGUUUUACCUGAAGAUGAACAAGAUGAUGGGGACAAUUUUAGAAUCAAACGUUAUAUUGCCAAAUAUACCAUCAAUGUGGCUAUUGCACAUGGUAUUAGUCAUUUAGUGGGAUCCAUUGAAGUAGGUAAAGUGGCUGAUUUAGUAUGUUUUGAACCUGCAUUUUUUGGUAGCAAGCCAAAACUUAUUUUGAAAGGUGGUGUGAUUGUAUGGGGUCAAAUGGGAGAUGCCAAUGCUUCAAUUCCUACUACGCAACCUGUGAUAUCUCGACCUAUGUAUGGUGCCUUUUCGUCAAGUAUUGGUAAUACUUGUAUGGCUUUUGUAUCACAAUUAUCAAUCGAUUCCAAAACUGUGGAAAAGUACGGAUUACGCAAAAAAAUUGAACCGGUCAAAAAUUGCCGAAACAUUGGGAAAAAAGAUAUGAAGUUGAAUGACGCCUUACCUGCCAUUCGAGUGGAUCCUGAAACUUAUAAGGUCACAGCCAAUGGUCAAGUAUGUGUAUGUGAUCCUGUUGAUUCUUUGCCCUUAACACAAACAGUCUUUCUAUUCUAGUAGUAGUAAAUGUUGUUAGUAGUUUGUUUAUAGUAUUCAUUUGAUUGUAGUUAUUUUAUAUAUUUGAUUCAAUAAAAAAAAAAAUCAUACCAC
Molecule: messenger RNA, 2740 nt
Organism: Halteromyces radiatus
Lineage: Eukaryota; Fungi; Mucoromycota; Mucoromycetes; Mucorales; Cunninghamellaceae
Product: urease
Exons: 5
Coding region: 83-2647 (854 amino acids)
Biological process (GO): urea catabolic process
Cellular component (GO): urease complex
Molecular function (GO): urease activity; nickel cation binding
Source: RefSeq, a predicted model, not a curated record